Molecule: messenger RNA, 877 nt
Organism: Sinocyclocheilus grahami
Lineage: Eukaryota; Metazoa; Chordata; Actinopteri; Cypriniformes; Cyprinidae
Product: cullin-9-like
Exons: 5
Source: RefSeq, a predicted model, not a curated record
UGUUCAGCAGUCCAAAGGUGCAGGGUAAGAAGAGCUCCCUAGAGAAGAUGGGGGAGGUGGUGGACAUCAUGACGAAGAGUAGCUCAGACUCAGGACUGCAGCUCGCCGGCAUGAAAGUCAUCAGUAAGAUUCUGGAGGAGGAGGGACCUCAGGAGAGGAGCACCCUCAGAUCGGACUCGGCACAAACCAUCCGUGACAAAGUCUUAAAGAUGUUGGUGGAGAUGAUUGGCAGUCAGACCAAGCAGAACGCUGUCACUGUGCUGCUGCUGACCCGCAGUCUGAUGCUGAAAUACGAGUGGAGGGUCUCAUUCGCCACAGAGGGCGGUGUUAAAGCCAUCCUGUGCUGCAUGCAGGAGUAUCCUACCUGUAUACAGGUGCAGCAGAUUGCGCUGGCGACUCUGAAGGUCAUCACAGGUGCCAGUAAACAUGACCCUCGCAGUGUGGGUGGCUGUCUGCCUCUUUCUGAGUCUGGCACUCAGAUGAUGCUGGAGAUUUUCGCAAGCAUAGGCUCUGCUACACCCGAAGGCUCCAAAGGGCUCCUGUGUGCCAUCCCUUCUGCCAUUGACCUCAUGCUCAGCACAGCAGGUCGCGGGUUGUCCGUGCGGAACGGGCUGCUGGUCAUCAUCAUGCUGAUUUCCAAGUCUCAAGAUGAGCAUGACUUUAAGGACACCGAGCUGAAGAUGUUGGUGGUGAGUCUAAAGGAAAUGCCAGCCACUAAAGAGGUUAUACUGACCCUGGAGCAGCUGCUCUGUGACGACGCCACCCAACUGGAGGAAGAGAGAAAUGAGGUAACGCGGAGCAGAGACACCUUCCAGGACCUCAUCCGCCUCAUGGACCAGCACAGAGCGGAUCGGGCUGCGCAGCUGUCCAUCCUGAG